AUGUCUAUGGCUAGUAUGGGGUUGAGGUUACGAGUCUACAUAUUUGGCUUCUGCGAUGCGGUUCACGACCACGGAUACUCGCCUUCGUUUACAAAGCACGACACCUUGCAAAUUGACGGAACAUCCACAUUUUGCUCUACGUAUCUGGUGCCUGUCCGACCUCAAUUCAGCUCGACUGAGCCACAACUUCUCGGAAAGGCCAUCACCUUCUCCGGUCAUGGAAUAUCUCAUUCUGUGCCGGAUCUGCCUCUGCGGCCGGGGCUCGGAGGUCUCCAAAGCCAGGCUUCCAUUGGGACUGAUGUCACUGAUUUUGUCAAUCCACGCUCCCGCCCCAUCCUUUUCGAGGCUUCCCGGAGGGCUCUUCUCAGCGCAGAGGUGAAUAUCUUGCCAAACUCGAUGGUUGAGAAACAAUCACCGGAAUCUGCUUGGUCGUUUUCUCUGGGAUCCACUCCGAGUGAUGCAGGCUCCUCUGUUCAAGUCCAUGCGGACAAUGGAAGUACCAGCCUUAAACGUCCACAUGAUGGGGCGCUCACAGACAUCGAACCCCUAGCAAAAAGAGACAGGCUUAUCGAAGAAUUAGAACAGAUGGCACCCACUGGGAGUAAAGCAGCCAUUGAAUCCUUACCUACCAGACAAAAAGAGAUCAAUGUGCACGGCGAUCCGGUAGCUUUCACUCUCCUCAAGGCGUCGGUACCUCAGCUGGUCGAGUGGGGGUGCAUCGAUGUCUCGAUCACGCAGAAAGCGGAGGAACAGCUACAACAACGGCAGUAG
Neurospora tetrasperma FGSC 2508 is the source of this 771-nucleotide messenger RNA. RefSeq lists its product as uncharacterized. Bases 1 to 771 code for a protein of 256 amino acids. The record is from RefSeq and is a predicted model, not a curated record. The transcript is spliced from 6 exons. NCBI's taxonomy places the organism in Eukaryota, Fungi, Ascomycota, Sordariomycetes, Sordariales, Sordariaceae.